Messenger RNA from Phoenix dactylifera (date palm), 1583 nucleotides. Its product is annotated as auxin-responsive protein IAA13-like. Gene Ontology annotation, cellular component: nucleus. The record is from RefSeq and is a predicted model, not a curated record. NCBI's taxonomy places the organism in Eukaryota, Viridiplantae, Streptophyta, Magnoliopsida, Arecales, Arecaceae. Gene Ontology annotation, biological process: regulation of DNA-templated transcription.
CGGCCUAUUUCCUUCCCCGAGAAACUCCGAUGCUGUACUUUUCGCCUUCCGACGGCGUUAUCUUCGCACGAUUUACGAAGCAUCACUCCAAAAAAGGUACCGUCACCCCCUCCCAAGUACUGGCCCCCGAUUUCCCGUCACCGAUCUUGUCCAGAGGGAGCGAUGAUGGCGGGCGGCGGGUCCUCCUCCGGCUCGCUGUCGACGGUGUCGAAGGGGCCUCCACCGCCGCCGGAGGCGGAGGAGGACGCGGUGGAGAAAGACUACGUAGGGCUGUCGGAGGAGAGCUCCUCGUGUUACCCCGGCGGCAAAGGCGACGACGGCGAAACGGAGGAGAAGGAGGAUGAGGAGCUGGAGCUGGGGCUGAGCCUGGGGGCCAAGAAGGCCAACGCCGGCGCGAGCAGGGGAAGGGCGCCGCGGCGGGAGUACUGUAGGAUUCUCACCGCCGAGGACUUCCCGUCGCUGGUCUCGCGCGCUUCGCCGCUGUCUUCCUCCUCCUCUGUUUCAUCUUCUUCGGCGACGCUUGGCGGCGGCGGCGGCGGCGGCGGCGCUGGGUCUAGGAGGGUUGCGGUCUCCGGUGCCCCGGAUGCCGUUGGGUCCACUAAUCCACCACCAAGCAGUCAGAUGGUGGUGGGAUGGCCACCAAUUAGAGCAUACAGGAUGAAUAGCUUAGUUAACCAAUCCAAAGAUAAUACAUACUCAAAUGCUGCAGUCACCACAUCCCACAAGAAGACUAAUGAAAGCAGCAACAACCAUCCAAAAGAAGUAAUUGCUAGGGAACUUGAAAAGAAAAGGGGGCUUGUUGGGAAAUCUCCCUUUGUUAAGGUGAAAAUGGAUGGGGAUCCCAUUGGGAGGAAGGUUGAUCUCAAUGCCCACAGCUCCUAUGAGACCCUUGCAGUAGCACUUGAGGCCAUGUUCCACAAAUCAACAGCAGGACUUGGUGCUUUCACAUAUGUCUCAAGAACCUCAAAGUUGCUUGAUGGCUCCUCCGAGUUUGCACUAACGUAUGAGGACAAGGACGGAGACUGGAUGUUGGUUGGAGAUGUUCCAUGGGGAAUGUUUUUAAGCACUGUCAAGAGACUUAGGAUCAUGAGGACAUCUGACAGCAAUGGGCUUGCGCCAAGGCUUCAUUCUUCCGAGUCUGGUAGUAGGCUAUGAAAUGUUGCCUAGCAUUUUUUCCAAGGCAUUCAGCACUUGAAGACCGUAGGCAAAAGGUGUAAGAAUACAGAUUUUUUUCCCCUUUGUGGUGGGUGGGUGUAUUGGUGGAGGGAUGAGUUUUGGGGGCCUCGGGGGUUGCUCAAUUCUACAACUGUUAUUUGUUUCAUUUUGUUCUUUAAUCCCCCCUUUUUUUUGGUUUUGCGUUUACGGGUGGUGGUUGUGGUGGUGGAAUUGGUGGAGAUGAAUGUUUGAGUUCUCUUUUGUUGGGUGGUUUGCAUGUUAUGGCAUCAUGUUUAUUAUCUACUACGUUGCUACAAGUAUGCUUAAUACAUGAACUCAUGCUUCCAAUACUGAAAAUAUUGUUUUUUUUUUUUUUUUCGCUUUCCUCCUGACUUGAGGAUCCAAUUAUGUCAUUCUUAUUUGUUAAA